Phytophthora megakarya is the source of this 1809-nucleotide messenger RNA. Lineage: Eukaryota; Oomycota; Peronosporomycetes; Peronosporales; Peronosporaceae. The record is from the annotation of a GenBank genome assembly.
AUGGACGAUGCUCUGACCGAAAUCGCUCCCCGGGAGGAACCUAAACGCCGGAUCCAAGCACCGAUACCCACCGUAGAUCGAGAAGAGAAACUAUGGGUGGUCGGCUUUGACGGAUCCGCUCGAGUUAAGCGUGGUGGGGGCGCGUUCAGCGCGAUCGUGUGGAGUCUGCCCGGAUGGGAAGUGGUCAAGGCCAGAUCGGGCUAUCUCGAUAGCCUCACCGUGAACGAAGCAGAAUAUAACGGCCUGAUCCUGGGACUCGACAUGCUAGAGGACCUGGAUCGCAGACGCUUGGUGCGGAAGGCCCUCGAUCAUCUGAGGAAAUGGAGUGAUCAUGAGUUGGUGCAUGUCAAGAGGGACUGGAACGGAAGUGCCGACAGUCUAGCGAGCGCCGCUUUGCAACGACAAGGCGGGAUCGAGGUCCAGGAGAUGCCCGGGUACAAGGAUCUGGUCACUCUGAACCGGUUAGACGAAAUCUUGAUUCCCAAGACCGAGAAUCCAGUGGUGCGAGUUGCAGCAGUUACCACUCGAGCUGGUCGAGUAAGACCACCUGCAGGUGUCAUGCAAGAGGAUCUGAUCCUGGAGAUCCGGGUCGAUCGGAUCAAAGAGGCCCAGGAGGAAGAAGUCUGGAUCGCCGGCAUGAAGAAGUAUCUGAGUGGCCCGAUCGCAGACCUCACACAAGCGGAAGCGAGAUCGUAUGGCAAGAUCGCGGCCGACUACGAGUUAGACGAGCAGGAUCUACUAUUUUACUGUCCUCCCACGCCGAGAUCGGGGGACGAUCGCGACCGAUUGCUGAGAUUGGUAGUUCCCGAAACGCUGCAAUCGGACGUCUUACAUCACUAUCACACCACGUUGGAAGGAGGACAUCAGGGAGUGGGACGCACCUACCAGCGGAUCAGGGAUCACUUCCACUGGAGAGGAUUAUAUCGGAGUGUUCAGCGAUACGUGGGGGAAUGUGUGGACUGCGAAACAGGGAAAGGAAAACCGGUGAUCCGAGGUGAAUCACCGGGGAACUUGCAGGCGACGUACCCGUUCCAGAUCGUUGCGAUGGAUCACAUACCGUCGCUACCCAGAUACCACAAGGGAAACACUGAGUUAUUGAUCUUUGUCGAUCUGUUCACAGGAUAUGUGAUCGCGAAAGCCAGCUCGUCGCCAUCGGCCCAGACGGUUGCGGAAUCGUACGAAGAGUGUGUAUUUCGGCUAUUUGGUGCCACCAACGGGACCGCUGAGAGAAUGGUGCAGACCACGACCAGGGCGCUCAAGAUGUACGUUCGCGAUCUCGAUCAGAAGGAUUGGGACGAAUACGCCGAGCGACUCACCUUCGCGAUCAACACGGCCCACGAUCGGAUCCGAGGAGAUACACCUCACUAUUUGGUACAUGGGUGGGAUCCGAGAUCGACGAUGGAAGCAACACUGCCAGUCGUCUGCACUAGACGGCACGAUCGAGACGCUCGGCGGUGGCGUUAUCGGAUCCAGCGAUAUUAUCAACAGUCCCGAGAGCAAGUCAACGCUAGAUUGAAGGAGGUCAUUGCAGAUCGGGCCGGCCGACACAACGAGGACGUCGGAUCGCACCAGGUCGAGGCCGGAUCUCGUAUCUGGCUAUACCUAGAUCGGGUGAAGGAAGGAUAUGCGCGAAAAUUGGCUCACCUGUGGCAUGGGCCGUUCCGAGUCGCCGAAAAGAUCAACGAGUUCAGCGUCAAGCUCGAGGUCGCGGGUACCGGGUAUCAGAUCUUCCCAGUAGUGCACGUGUCGAAGUUGAAAAUUGUCAAGGAUUUUCCGGAUCGGCCAAGAGUAGAACUUACGGUGGAUUAG